UAGAUGCAGGUAUACAAGGAUUUUCUUUCAAUUGAGGCGUCUAGUACAGUACCGGUAUUUAAGAUUAGCGUUUGUGUCGUAGACAGAUACCGCUGAGAAACCUUUUUUAAAUAAUAUUAAAAUUGAAUAUUUUAUUUUCAUAAAAAAAAUAUUGAUAAUGGAUAAACGUACUUCAAAAAGUGUAAAACAAGCCUUUGGUACAAAUUUUCAACAAUACUGUGAACGUCAUAAAAUAAUAUUAAAACAAGAUAAGUGUGGUACUUAUAUGGCACCUAAUGCUGAUGUUCUGACAGAAUGUAUAGAUGUUCUUGAUCACAUAAAGCUUCAAAUAAACAAAAGACUAAGAAAAAUAGAGAGGCUUAAACCACCUUUGAAGCCUAAAGAUAAUAAAAAUUAUUCUAAUAAAGAAAAUAAGGAACAUAAGAAAAGAUUACAUAAGCAAAAAGAGGAACAUGUAUUUCGUAAAAAAUCCAAAGAUAUGUUGCCUAAUGCAUUUUUCAUCGAUUUAUCUUUACAAAUUUACGUAUAUGAUACAUCUCCCAUUGUACCUAGUUAUACAAUCCAUACUGCUCCAAAAGAUUAUAUUCUAAAUACAGCAAAAACUGGAAAUGAGAUAUAUGAAUUUAUUAUACAAAACGUUUUGAAAAAAGUUAACAUUUCCAAUUAUGAAUCUUCUGUUCCGUUUAUUGUUCCUCUUUUGCAACAACUUCAGAAGAGACAUAAAAAUUUUCAUUACAAUAGGGUUUUCAAACAAUUGACCCAAGAUCUAAAAUUUAAUGAGAAAUCAAAUUGCAUACAUGAAAUUCCUAUAAAGCAUUUAAGAUCAUUCUUUAAUUUUAUUUUUGCUAACGUAGUCCCUUUAGGCUUAUUUGGAAAAUUGACAAAUCUAAAAAAAGUAAGAAAAGCCAUGUCUCAUCUUUUAAUUACACCACGUUUUAAAUCUUUUGAUUUGUUGCCUCUUAUUUUGAAACUAGACAUUUCUAGUAUUGCCUGGUUAAAGAACUUACAAACUUUAAAGACACAGUGGCUCGUUUUAGCAAAAUUUAUUAAAUGGUUCUUUACUGGAUUUCUUAUAAAAAUAUUAUGUAUUCAGUUUCACGUAACAACAGUAUCUACACGCAAUUAUCAAAGAUUAUAUAUUACACGUUCAAAUUGGUGCUCUGUUCAAAGACAAUUUAUUAAAAAAAAGAUACUUUCAAAUGCUUUGCAACCUGAAGUUAAAUAUAAACAAUGGACUCCACCAAUAGGAACCUUUAUGUUACGUCCCAAAGGUUCUAGUGUACGUCCCAUAUUUCUAUCUAAGUAUAAAGAAAAAGAUAAAAGUGAUAUUCGUAUAGUUUUCAAGUUUCUAAAGCAGUUACAAAUUACAGAGUAUGGAGAAACUAGUUUUCAAGAAAAAUGGAAAUCAGUUAUGAAACUCAAACAUACUUCAAAAACUAAAAAAUUCUAUCUUAUAUCUUCUGAUGUAAAGGAUGCAUUUGGUUCAAUAAUACAGGGGCACUUGUAUAAUAUUAUACGAUCGCUUUCUAAAAAUCUUCCUAAAGUUUUACUAAUCAGCACCUAUGCAGUUAAAAGUGCUGGGAAGUCUAUAGAUAAUAACACUUUGUGUUAUAAAGAAUAUUUUUCAAAUGGAAAUUUACAAUUACCUUUAUCAGCUGGUACACUAUAUGCACGUACAAGUCAUAGCAAUUCAUUAAGAAUGCAGAAAAGGUGGCUGCUACAAAGAAUUCGGAAAUAUAUCUUUCAUCAAAGGGUACAAGUAGGUAAACAAACAUACAUUAUAGGCAAAGGAGUAGUUCAGGGUACAAUGUUGUCACCUAUUUUAUCAGAGAUAUAUUACAAUUUUGUGCUUCAAAAACAAAUGACAUUAUUUACAAAUCGUGGUGAAAUUAUAAGAUAUGUAGAUGAUAUUUUAUAUAUUACUGAUAACGAAGUGUUUGCAAAACAAUUUUUACAAUUUGUGCAAGAAGGUAUUCCACAAUACAAUUGUUACUUUAAAAAAUUAAAAACACAAAGCAAUAUUGCAAACAGUACAAAUACAAUUACUUAUAUUGGUUAUAACAUUAAUUGUGAUACUUUAGAAGUAGAACCUAAAUAUACGAAUACACGUUUACAAUAUAUUGCGAGAUUAUCCAUAAAAAAUAAUUUAACAGUCAUGAAAUGUUUUGAAAAGCGGGUUUGUAGUAUGCCAUGUUUAAAGUUAUCAAAAGUUGUCUUAGACAGUCAUGUUAAUACUAAAAAAACUGUAACAAAAAUAUUGCAACAAGCAUGUUUACUACAAGCCAAACGUACACAAGCUUUAAGAAGACAAUUAUUUAAUGACGUUCAGCAGAAUGCUAGGAGGAUAUUUAUAAUUAUUAAAAAUAGUAAUAUAAAAAUUACAAAGUAUAUUUUAAAAAUUUUAUUAACAUUUCAUGAAAAAAUGUGGCAAAGUACACAACGUAUAUGGUAUAAGAAAAUUCUUAAAAUGUUAUGGGUAUCUUAUAAAAAUAUUUUUAAAAAGGAUAAGAUGUUUAAAAAAUAUUUUCAGAAAAUUUAUAUACAAUGAAUACUAUGAGUUAAGAGACAAAUAUUCUAUUACGUUACUUUUAUUAGAUAUUAUGGAAAGUUAUUGCUCAUACUUUACUAUUAUCUUCUUUGUUUACAUAUAGUUUCAAAUAUUAUAUAUCGCAUUAUGUUUAUAUAAUCAAAUUUGAAAAAUGAAGUUUGGAUCUUAGCAAGAUUCAUUGAAUUUACUUUCAGGAUUAUGAAAGGUAGUGGAAUAAUUAGUACAAGAAAAUUCAAGAAACAAUAAUUUUUUUAUUUUUCCCAUAUCUUUGAAAUAA
Molecule: messenger RNA, 2825 nt
Organism: Nomia melanderi (Alkali bee)
Lineage: Eukaryota; Metazoa; Arthropoda; Insecta; Hymenoptera; Halictidae
Gene: Tert
Product: telomerase reverse transcriptase
Biological process (GO): telomere maintenance via telomerase
Cellular component (GO): telomerase catalytic core complex
Molecular function (GO): telomerase activity; telomeric repeat DNA binding; telomerase RNA binding
Source: RefSeq, a predicted model, not a curated record